Lates calcarifer (barramundi perch) is the source of this 1791-nucleotide messenger RNA. RefSeq names its product piercer of microtubule wall 1 (gene pierce1). Gene Ontology annotation, biological process: axoneme assembly. The record is from RefSeq and is a predicted model, not a curated record. The coding region runs from base 151 to 519 and encodes 122 amino acids. Gene Ontology annotation, cellular component: axonemal microtubule. Lineage: Eukaryota; Metazoa; Chordata; Actinopteri; Centropomidae. The transcript is spliced from 3 exons.
GGAGGAGAGAGGAGAAGCAGGUGGAGGAGAGAGAGGAGGAGUAGAGAGGCUGUGAGGGCAGUGGGAGGGGUCUGAGUGGUGUCACGUGUCUCCAUGGUAACAGCUGUGUUGUGGGUGCCGUGGUAACCGCUGUGUUUUGAUCAGUGAGACAUGGAGGAGCAGAGAGUUCAGACCUGCGAUGUUUACAGGACGGAUCCAAACCUGCCACACAGAUUCAACAACCCUGACUGUUUCCAUGGUUACAGUCAGAGAGUCGGUCAUCCUCUGUAUCGAACAUCGAACCAAACGUACGGCAGCAAGAAGCCGACUGUUCAUGAAAUACAGACUCAGUUUAAAGGGACGUCGCGUCAGUUUUCGGAGGCGAUGCUGCAGAGUGGGAUGUACCGCGACCAGGGCUUCAACACGUCUGUAGAAAAGAGCAGAGUGACGGUUUCCACGGCAACCCAGAGGAACAGAUCCAACCUCCAUCAUCUGUAUCGCUACGGCAACAGAGGCGACAACCAGGAUGGAAACAAGUAAAGACAAAAACAAACUCAGAAGAAUGAAAGUUUAUUAGAAAAAAACAGAUGAAAGUUCUGAGUUUAUUGUGAUGAGUUGAGGAAAAUGUUUCUUAAACAAAUGUAAAUGAUUUGAACCCUUUAGCUGCUGGUUAUUCUCUACAGUCUAUCACUGAAUAUUUCCUGAUGAAUUUAAAAGGUUUUCAGGACAUUUAAACAUGAAUCAGUUCUUCACAUCUGAUGUUUUAGUUGAUAGAUUAAACUGUCGACUUGUUUCAGUUUUCUGAAUAGAAUCUGACAGAGGAGUUUAAUGAUGCUGAUUAAACAGCUGAUUCACUUCAAACUACAAACAUGGAUGCCUAACACUCACAUUCAUUCAUAUUUAUAUUAAAUCUGUAAAUCAACCUGCUGUCAUUAAUGGUCACUGUGGUAAUGAUCAUUAGACAUUUCAUUUAUUUUCCUGAAACAAAAUGUUCCUGAAUGCCUUGUUUCUUCUUCUCUCACUGAAAUGUUGAUUUCUGUCCAACACAUUCUGUGUGUGUGUGUGUUCUGAACCCUGCUGAGGACCAUCUGACACACACACAUACACACACACUAUAGUGGCUGCAGAUUUUGUUUCCAUGACGACCAAAUGAGGAAAACAAUGAUUAAUUUAACAAGGGUUUUUUUUGUCUAUUUCUUCUUCGUUUCUCACUCAGACUGAAAUCACCUGCAGCUCUGUGACCUCUGACCUUUGACCCGAUGUAAAACAACUCAAGCCUCCAAGCCUCUGUAGUACUGCUACUGCAAUACACAGAGUACUAUCACAUUGGUACUGAGUAUUUGGGACACAGAGCUUCAGCCUUAACCUGGUCUGAGUCCAGGUCCAGGAGCAGAGACUCUCCUCUGUGAUUUGGAUCAGACCUGAAUCUGGCUCUGCUGUAGACACAGACUACCAGGGGAUUUCCCAUGAUGCACUGAGCUCCUUCUCUAUCAGUGCAGAUUCAUAUUCCAUAAAGACAAGUUACUAACUCCUCUCUCCUCUCCUCUCUCCUUGUCUCAGAGCUGCAGAGUCUGGAUCUGUGACUGUAAACCACUGACUGGUCCUGGUCCGAGCCCAGGUCCAGGUUCUGGUCCUGGUUUUAGUCCAGGUCUACACUGUAACCAUCAGUAAGCUUCACUGUGGGAGCUCAGUGUUAAAUUAAAUCUGAUGUUUUUAACCUUUACAUUUUUCAAUUGAAACUGUUCUGAGCUCUGACAGUCAAACAUACAUAUAGUUAAACAGUUUUAAUGAAAUAAAAGUGUUUUAUUAUUU